Messenger RNA from Capra hircus (goat), 1851 nucleotides. RefSeq names its product zinc finger protein 420-like. The coding region runs from base 91 to 1851 and encodes 586 amino acids. NCBI's taxonomy places the organism in Eukaryota, Metazoa, Chordata, Mammalia, Artiodactyla, Bovidae. The record is from RefSeq and is a predicted model, not a curated record. Gene Ontology annotation, biological process: regulation of DNA-templated transcription. The transcript has 3 exons.
CGGCUGACAUUCCAGGAUGUGGCCAUAGACUUCACUCAAGAGGAGUGGGAAUGCCUGGACCUCGGGCAGCGAGAAUUGUACAGGGACGUGAUGUUAGAGAACUACAGGAACCUGGCCUCCUUGGGUCUUGUGGUCUCUAAGCCAGACCUGGUCACCUUUCUGGAGCAAAUGAAGAAUCCCUGGGAUAUAAGGAGACUGGAGACGCCAGCCAUAUACACAGGUUUUCCACUAAAUGAGAGAACACACACUGGAGAGAAGACUUACAAUUGUGAAUAUGGUGAUGUUUCUAAUCAGUCUUCAAAUCUCACUCAACAGCAGAGUAUUCAGAAUCCGCAGAAAAGUUACAAGUGUACGAAAUGUGAGAAAGCCUUUACUAACUCAUCCAGUCUAAGUAGACACAGGAAAAUUCAUUCAGGAUGGAAACCUUUCAAAUAUAUAGAGUGUGGCAACACCUCUAAUCAGAAUUCAGAGCUUAGUCAAGAUCAGCAAAUCCACACUGGCAAGAAACCUUAUGAAUGUAAGGAAUGUGAAAAAGCAUUUAUGUGUUACUCAAACAUUAGUAGACAUCAGCGAAUUCACACUGAGGAGAAGCAUUAUAAAUGUACAAAGUGUGGCAAAGCCUUUAAUCAGAAGUCACAUCUUACUGAACACCAGAGAAUUCAUACUGGAGAGAAGCCUUAUAAAUGUAAAGAAUGCGGAAAAGCCUUCAGUCACAACUUAACUCUUACUAACCACCAGCGAAUUCAUACUGGAGAGAAGCCUUAUAAAUGUAAGCAUUGUGGCAAAGAAUUUCACCAGUGCUCAGGUCUGAUUUACCAUCAGGGAAUUCAUACUGGAGAGAAACCUCAUAAAUGUACAGAAUGUGGGAAAUCCUUUAGUCAGAACUCAGCUCUUACUCAACACCAGCGAAUUCAUACUGGGGAGAGGCCUUAUAAAUGUAAGGAUUGUGGCAAAGCGUUUAGACAGCUCUCAUGUCUUACUAAACAUCAAGUAAUCCAUACUGGAGAGAAGCUUUAUAAAUGUAAGGAUUGUGGCAAAGAAUUUAACCAGAGCUCAGGUCUUACUAACCAUCAGAGAAUUCAUACUGGAGAGAAGCCUUAUAAAUGUAAAGAAUGCGGAAAAGCUUUCAGUCACUACUCAACUCUCACUCAACACCAGAGAAUUCAUACUGGGGAGAGACCUUAUAAAUGUAAGCAUUGUGGCAAAGACUUUAGCAAGCACUCAGGUCUUUCUUACCAUCGGAGAAUUCAUUCUGGAGAGAAGCCUUAUAAAUGUAAGUAUUGUGGAAAAGAAUUUAACCGGAGCUCAUGUGUUACUUACCAUCAGAGAAUUCAUACUGGAGAGAAGCCUUAUAAAUGUAAGGAUUGUGGCAAAGCCUUCAGUCACCCCUCAACUUUUACUAAACACCAGCGAAUUCAUACUGGGGAGAGGCCUUAUAAAUGUAAGGAUUGUGGCAAAGACUUUAGCAGGCACUCAGGUCUUACUUACCAUCAGAGAAUUCAUACUGGAGAGAAGCCUUAUAAAUGUAAGGAUUGUGGCAAAGCCUUUAGACAGCACUCAUGUCUUACUAAACAUCAAGUAAUCCAUACUGGAGAGAAAUCUUAUAAAUGUAAAGAAUGCGGAAAAGCCUUCGGUCACUACUCAAAUCUUACUCAACACCAGCGAAUUCAUUCUGGAGAAAAGCCUUAUAAAUGUAAAGAAUGUGGAAAAGCCUUCAGUCACCACUCAAAUCUUACUCAACACCAGAGAAUUCAUACUGGAGAGAAGCCUUAUAAAUGUAAGGAUUGUGGCAAAGAAUUUAAUCAGUGCUCAGGUCUUACUUACCAUCAGAGAAUUCAUAUUGGAGAAUAA